This is a messenger RNA of Pangasianodon hypophthalmus (striped catfish), 2389 nucleotides long. RefSeq names its product ras-related protein Rap-2b. NCBI's taxonomy places the organism in Eukaryota, Metazoa, Chordata, Actinopteri, Siluriformes, Pangasiidae. Gene Ontology annotation, molecular function: GTPase activity; GTP binding; GDP binding. Gene Ontology annotation, biological process: Rap protein signal transduction; negative regulation of cell migration. Gene Ontology annotation, cellular component: plasma membrane. The coding region runs from base 277 to 828 and encodes 183 amino acids. The transcript has a single exon. The record is from RefSeq and is a predicted model, not a curated record.
UACACACUGACGAUCACUUCCUCAGUCAGAGAGAGAGAGAGAGAGAGAGAGACUGCUGGCACAUUUAGGUCCAGAGUAAAGGCUGAUCAUGACAGGUUUCUGAUGCUCGGCCCGGAUCACCGCACACACGGCACCGCCCGGAUCCGACGGUUAAGCCUGCGGUAAUCGCGGGAAGGAAGGACGGACGGACGGCGUUAAAAGGGGGGGAAGAAAAAGACCCAGCAGGGGUGGAGGAGUUAAGGCGACAGAGAAAGAGAGAGUGAGAGCGAGAAGACCAUGCGAGAAUACAAAGUGGUCGUGCUCGGCUCCGGCGGCGUGGGCAAAUCCGCCCUGACCGUCCAGUUCGUCACGGGCUCCUUCAUCGAGAAGUACGACCCCACGAUAGAGGACUUCUACCGCAAGGAGAUCGAGGUGGACUCGUCGCCGUCGGUGCUCGAGAUCCUGGACACGGCCGGCACGGAGCAGUUCGCCUCCAUGCGCGACCUGUACAUCAAGAACGGCCAGGGCUUCAUCCUGGUCUACAGCCUGGUCAACCAGCAGAGCUUCCAGGACAUCAAGCCCAUGAGAGACCAGAUCAUCCGGGUCAAGCGCUACGAGCGGGUUCCCAUGAUCCUCGUGGGCAACAAGGUGGAUCUGGAGGGCGAGCGGGAGGUGUCCUCGGGAGAGGGCAAGGCGCUGGCUGAUGAGUGGAACUGCCCCUUCAUGGAGACCUCGGCCAAAAAUAAAGGCUCAGUGGACGAGCUGUUCGCCGAGAUCGUGCGCCAGAUGAACUACGCCGCGACGCCCAACGGGGACGAGCAGUGCUGCUCCUCCUGUGUCAUCCUCUAAAACUAACCGCUCGGAGCUGUUGUCUUUGGUUGUUGCUGUUGUUUUUUUGUUUUUGUUUUGUUUGUUUUGUUUUGUUUUGUUCUGUUCCCCUCACUUUUGCAGUCGCGAGCCGUGUGAGCGCGCGACUUGGUAAAUAAUGUGACUCCUUCGAGCCAGAGCCAGAUGACUCCCUGAGACUCCAUUAAGAACGACAAGUUUCAGCAAAAACAAACAAAAAAACAGAGCCAAUUUAGCUCUCUGUCUCUCGAUCUCUCUAAAGAAUCCCUUUCUGGUGUUAAAUGUCAUCAGUAUUUUUUAAAAAAGUGUCCUAUAUUGUCUUGCACAUGCGUGAUACAGAAAGAGAGAGAGAGAGAGAGAAGGGAAAGUGCAUCAGUGUUUACAAUGACAGAAUACUUGAAUGUUCUGGGAUUGACACAAACCAACCCAGGGUUGUUUUUCUUUUCUUUUUUUUUUGUUUUUUAAACGUCGUCUCCCUGGUGCCUAGCUUAUGUGGCUUAUUCUUUUGAUUUUAGCCCCCAGACUGAUUGGUAAAACUUUUUUUGGGUUGUUGCUUUGGCAAGAUUUAGUAACUGUGUCCCAGCCUUGGCCUGCUUUUGCAGUAUCACUUCCGGUUUUUGGAGAUGCGGAUCCCACUUAUUGCUAACUAGUAGCAUCUGGUAACUAUGGAAACUAAACGACGACUUCGAGCCGGAAGUAGUUUAUGAGGAUUUUUUUUUUCUUUUAAAAUGUGAUGUCCGGGUUCUCGCGAGGAUAAUAAUGAAUAAAUACGAACUUCACUUUAGGAUCAACUUUAGGAAGCCAAAUGGCGUAAUGGAGGAUUAAGUUUUGCUGCACGCGACGACUCGAAGGAUCUGCAAAAAACAAAAACAAACAAACAAAAAAAGACCUUGGGAUUCUUUUCGUGUUGUAUUUUAUUUAAAAAAAAAGAAAAAAAAGUAAAGAAGAGUCGACGGAAGUUGUCACAUUUCCGAAACCACGUCACAGCGACUUUUGUUGUUGUUUUUUUUUUUUCUUUAACUCAGCGUGCGCGAGGACCUUACUGUGGUGACGUAAGGACGUCGUGAUGACGCCGUGCGUCGAGUGCCUUCCAUUUUUAGUGCCAACCUGAGAAGGUCUGAGGAAGUUUUAUGGCAAAGUACUUAAACUGUUACACUUAAGAAAAAAGAAAAAAAGGGGGGGUUAUAGAGUGUUCAUAACGCCUCUUGUCAAAGGAAUCACGUUCUUUUGGCUCACAAUUUGGCCUUUAGUCAUGUUUCAUUAUUGUUUUUAUUUUGUAUUUAGUUCCCUUUUCUUCAAGGCUGGUCUGUUUUUGGCCAAAUAGGCUUUAAAAAAGACAGGUACUGGAGCUCUUUCAGCUCUCUGGCUCACAACCAUAACCCACUUCCUCGAGACCAGUGUUUUGUUUUUGGUUCAUUCUUUAAUUUUUAUUUUUUAACAAAAAAAAUGUGAUGUAUCAUUUGAAAUUCUAAUCCGAUUGUACGUUUAAAAGCAGACCGGCUUUUUAACAGCUGUUCUGAAUGUUUAAAAAGACUUUUAAUACAAAUUGCAUUUUUAAAAAAUA